This is a messenger RNA of Ilex paraguariensis (yerba mate), 1954 nucleotides long. The record is from the annotation of a GenBank genome assembly. Lineage: Eukaryota; Viridiplantae; Streptophyta; Magnoliopsida; Aquifoliales; Aquifoliaceae.
UCUCUCUCUCUCUCUCUCUCUCUGUAUUGUAACAUGGUCUUCGUUGAUAAAUCCCCAAAAUCCAGAGGUGAUGCACAGUUUCAUAACCUGUAGAAGCAUAAGAGAUUAAUCAAUGGAGAGCACUGACUCAUCGACAAAUCCACCGCAGCCUCAGCUCCCUCCGGGCUUUCGCUUUCACCCCACCGAUGAAGAACUGGUUGUUCACUAUCUCAAGAAAAAGGCCGCCUCUGCUCCUCUUCCUGUUGCAAUUAUAGCUGACAUCGAUCUUUACAAGUUUGAUCCAUGGGAACUUCCAGCUAAGGCUACGUUUGGGGAACAAGAAUGGUACUUUUUUAGCCCAAGGGAUCGAAAAUACCCAAACGGGGCAAGGCCUAACAGGGCUGCGACUUCUGGGUAUUGGAAGGCUACGGGGACUGAUAAGCCUGUAAUGACCUCUGGUGGGACUCAGAAGGUUGGUGUUAAAAAGGCACUAGUCUUUUAUGGAGGUAAGCCACCUAAAGGGAUCAAAACCAAUUGGAUCAUGCAUGAGUAUAGGCUUGCCGACAACAAAUCCAAUACCAAGCCUCCUGGCUACGAUGUGGGCAACAGAAAAGGCUCCUUAAGGCUUGAUGAUUGGGUGUUAUGUCGAAUCUACAAGAAGAAUAAUACACAGAGACCGAUGGAUAAUGAGAGGGAAGACUCGAUGAAUGGCAUGCUUGGAUCGAUACCACUUGGCCAGCAAAAUCCAAAAUUUCCGACAAUAAAGUCAAACUAUAGUACAUUGCUCGGACACGAACAGAACUUGUUCGAAGGGAUGAUUAGCAGUGAUGGAAUCCACAGUGGGUCUAUGUCUCAGUUGGCCUCAUGUAGUUCAAAGCCACAGCUUCCCAUGAUGACUGCGGCAGCAGCGGUGGCGGUGGCAUCCGCCACCACCCUCCCCGUGAAGCCUACACUUCCAAAUAUAUACUGGAAUGAUGAGGGUUCGGCUGGUUCUCCAUCUACCAAGAGAUUUGUUCAUGAUAAUGGAGAUGAAAGCGUUGCCAGAACAGCUGAGAACAGUUCUAUGGCCACUUUCCUCAGCCAGCUUCCACCAACCCCUUCAUUACACCAACAAGCUAUGUUGGGUUCUCUUGGUGAUGGGGUAUUUCGACAACCCUAUCAACUCCCUACGGGCAUGAAUUGGUACUCCUAAAUCGGAUAAAAAAUACAGAAUAGCCCAGUGCACGAAACUUCUGUCACUACAAAGUGAGAGGAGACAGCUGCUAAGUUGUGGAUUGCUGGGUUGGAUAUAAGGACUUUGCUGGUCGGGAAAAGGUAUAUUGAAGAUUUGUUAGAUGGUCUACAGUGUCUGGGCUUGUCUGGCCAUAUUUAGGUGAGCUAGCUGUAUAUAAUUUUACAGUCAGUCAUAUAGAAAAAUUACAUGCAUCUUGGGUUGUUCAAUGCAGAGAUGCAAAUAACUAUUUUAGUCUUCAUCACAUAGAAAACUAGAACAGAGAAUUACAGCACUGUUUUGUUCUAGAAUUCAGUUGUAUUUGAAAAACUUGAAGAGAUUGUAGUAAUAUAAUUUAUUGCUGCUGAUUGUAAGAAGAAAGAGUACUAUGAUUUAUGUUUCUUUCUUCUUUUCUUUUUGUUAUUUUGCGACACUGACAUGGUACUGUGCUGAGAUAGACGCCAUGAACUCCGAUGUUUUUCCUUCAUACACAAUCCGAUGUACCAAGUCAAUAUUAUUAUUUGCUGACAUAAUUUGUUGACAUAAUCUAUCACAACUAUGUGAUUAGUUGUGGAAUAAAUUAGGUGUAAGAUACCUUGCUAGUCUAAGUACUUGAAGAUAGAGUUUGGUUUUUGGACUCUUUACAUUGAAAUGCAGUCGUUGCAGAAAUCCUAGAAGGUAAGAAGUUAAACAUGUUUUAAUUAUCUUUAUCCUUCUUUUGAUGAUCUUGCUUUUGUAUACACAACUUGCAAAUGUGAAAGGUGA